Messenger RNA from Anopheles coustani, 1020 nucleotides. Its product is annotated as PRADC1-like protein. Lineage: Eukaryota; Metazoa; Arthropoda; Insecta; Diptera; Culicidae. The transcript is spliced from 4 exons. The record is from RefSeq and is a predicted model, not a curated record. Bases 181 to 876 code for a protein of 231 amino acids.
CUCGAAGUUGUCCCGCGUCGGGUGCGAUUGACUCGGAGGUUAUCUGAAUAGUUUAUAAUAAUAGUUUAUACUAAUAAUUGGUAUAGUUCAUCUGAAUUCAACGCUCGACUGGACUGCCGACAGAUCCGCUCGACGAGCAGGUAAUAAACCAAUCGCAGCAGGUAGCGAAUGUUCUGAACGAUGGUAAUUCGAUUUCCAUCCAUCUUGCCCGCUGUAUAUGCCGAACAAAGGAAACAAUCAGUUUCUAGGCGGCUGUUGACACGUAUCGGGGCGUACUUGCCGUGGGUCUGCUUAUUCAGUUCGAUAACAAUCGUUUGGAGCGGAGCGAACAACUUGCACAUGCAAGAUGGUGUCCGGACGCCGGACGUGAUAGCGGGGGACGUGUUCUUUGAGAUUGUUGACCCCCCGGAGCUUCAAUACACUUACCGGUUACGGCCGGCAAAGGAUUUCGGAGGCAGCUUCGGUACAACAUUCCGGUCGAAACGGGCAAAACUAGUGCCAGCUAUUCCGGCGGAUGCGUGCUCAACUAAGUUUGUGAAUGUAGAGGAGCUGAUCGGAAAUAUUGCAUUGGUGGAGCGAGGUGACUGUUCGUUUUUGACGAAGGCGAUCAACGUAGAGGCAGUCGGUGGUGCUGCAGUUAUAAUGACCGAUGUAGAUGUCGAUUCAGACGACUACGAUUAUUACAUCGAAAUGGUGCACGACAAUACAGAUCGGGACACGGACAUUCCUGCCGCAUUUCUGCUUGGCAAAAAUGGACUUAUCAUUCGGCGUACGCUGAAUAAACUAAAGAUUCCGUAUGCCGUUGUGAACAUACCGGUUAACCUCACAUUCGUGCAGCCGCACGAAAUCAAUCAGCCACCGUGGCUGCAGUGGUGAGCAGGCUUUGAAAAACGAUGCGGCGAACCAGUGAUUUAAGUUAUUGCAAUGGAAAGGGAAACAGUCCAACGGUUGUGAUGUAACAAAACGAACAAAACGAAAUCAGUUACUAAUAUUUCAAAUGUGAACAUACUGCGCAUUAAA